This is a messenger RNA of Mercenaria mercenaria, 3412 nucleotides long. Its product is annotated as patched domain-containing protein 1-like. Bases 104 to 2899 code for a protein of 931 amino acids. The transcript is spliced from 4 exons. The record is from RefSeq and is a predicted model, not a curated record. NCBI's taxonomy places the organism in Eukaryota, Metazoa, Mollusca, Bivalvia, Venerida, Veneridae. Gene Ontology annotation, cellular component: membrane.
CGGCGAGGUGGUCGGCUAGAGUUACCUCGUACUUUUAUUUGUUGCAAUAAGCUAUUUAGUAGCUAAACAUUCAUAUGGUGUUUAAGGACUUGGGAAAUUCAACAUGAGUCGGUCUGCAGAGAAGGAAGCGCGUAAAAGAGCAAAGAAGGAAAAGAAAAGGCAACUUAAACAACAAAGAGUAAAUUUCCAGGAGGCCUUUAAACAUUUCUUCGAGGUUUUGGCAAUAUGUAUAGCUAAGCAUCCAUGGAAAGUGGCUAUUAUAACUUUCCUUUUCAACGGUUUACUUGGGCUAGGAAUGUUAAAUUUACCAGCUAGCAAAUUACUCAAUAACGACAUUGAGGACCUAUAUAUACCAAAGGGUGGGCCCACGGAGAAAACAGCGAAUGAACUUUUAAAACUAUUUCCAGAUAAGAGCGGUUAUGAUUUUUAUCCCCACCAGAAUGUUAAACAGCCGAUGUUUGCAGAGAUUAUGAUUUGGAAACAUGAUGUCCAAAAUCUCAUUAACGGGUCUAUAUACCAGGAAAUAGAACAUAUUAUGAAAUUUGUCAAGAAUAUCUCCACGUUUACCGUUGAUGGCGGCUACGCAAAGUACCCGGAUCUUUGCGCGCGCAGAAAUGGCGAAUGUGUUAUACAAGGUGAAGAAGUAGUAGAACAAAUAAAAGACAAUGAUGCUGGAACUAUACCAAUUAGAGAGCUGCUCAACAGGGAUGGGAAUAAUUAUGAAAGUUCACUUACUAAUUUAGCAGAUUAUACAGUCGAAAACGAUACGCUGACGAGCGCUAAAUAUCUAAAAGUUCGAUUCCAUCUCCGGCAAGACUCUGAAACAAUGUUGAAAAAUUCAAAACUUUGGAGGGACCAUUUUGUUACUUAUAUGAAGAAGUUCAUUAGAAAACAGUAUCCGGACAACCUCCAUUUGACCUUUACACACUCAGGGGCAUUUUAUGAAGAAUUGGGGAAUGACACUUUCAUGGAUAUUCCGUAUUUCUCGUUUGUGUUCACUGUGUUCCUGACCUAUCUCGGUAUUAUUAUGGCUGGAGGAAACAUCAUCUCUAAACGAGUUAAUAUUGGAAGGAUCGGCAUUGUGGUCACACCUGUAAGCGUUCUUGGAGCCUGGGGCCUCCUCAUGGGCUGUGGGGUUGAGUUCACCAAUACAAUCGGCGUGAUUCCUCUUCUUAUCCAGGCUCAUCAAAUAAUCAACGCUAUGAUUGCAUUGUCUCACCUGUCAGACGUUAAUGACGUCAAAGAUGCACAUAAGCGCGUUGCCUAUGCUGUAAAGACAUCUGCUAUCCCCGUGACCUUGACAACUCUGUGUCACGUGAUCCCUUUCGCCGUUGGAAUCCCUUCAAAUUACUACGUCACGAAACUUGUCUGCAUUUAUUUUGUUGUGACGAUGCUGUUCAACUAUUUCAACCACUUUGUGUUUUUCACGGCAUGCCUUGCUUUACAUGAACACCGUAUAGACGCGGAACUUCACUUCUGCUGUUGGACUAAACUGACACCACGUGACCAGUUAAUUGAGGAAGGAAGAAACUGCUGCGUCAUAUGUUGCUGCUCUGGAAAACGACCGGAAACCAGAGAAGACACUGAAAGCGGUCCGGAACGAUUAUCGCGAAAACUAAUGUCAAGAUUUUUCUUGACAACUCCGAUGAAAUUUUUCAGCGUGCUAUCGUACUUAGCAUAUCUGGUAUUUGUGAUAUGGGGUCUAACAAUGUAUGAUAUAGACUCCGUCCAAAUCAGUAAGGUUCUGCCAAAAUCUUACUUCUCUAACUGGAACAAGUACUGGACAAGAGAGUUUAAAAAUGAAUCUAUAAUUCAGUUUGUUGCUAUUCAUCCCUAUGGUUACACACACAAUCAAACCAUUGUCUCAGACUUUGAAAAGCUGAUUAAAACAAAAUCCUAUAUGAAAUUCGAUUCUUUUCAGAGUUGGUUUGAAACUUAUUCUUCCAGCGACUAUAAAAAUCUCACCACAGAGGAGGCAUUCUUGCAAUCUGUUCAAGAAAGCUUCAUUCCAAACAACCCCGUGUUUAAACACGAUCUUGUAAGUGAUGCAAUUCGUCCUCGAGUAAUUGCUUCUAGAUUCUACAUGAAGACAAAACAUGUAUCGUCAACAAAAGCAAUGAUUCAAAUUAAGAAAGACCUUCAAAAACUGGUUAAAGACAUAAAUGAGUAUGCGGAAGAUAUACAUGAUAAUAACGAAGAUAAUGGCGUAUACGAGUCCCCGUUCAUAUGGCAAGUUGACGAUGAUAAAUAUUUCAUUGUUCAUUCGCCGGAUUUCCUCGCUACAGACUGGUAUAUGCUUCCACUUUGGGAAAUUCUUAAGAUUGCCGCAGUUCAGUUUGGUCUUUUAUUCUGUCUAUCUCUCAUUCUUAACCCUAGCCUCGGUAUGGCCAUCCAACUUCCGUUCUGCUACUUCUCAAUGGUUGGGGGAAUUUUUGGACUUUCUCACUUUUUUGGUGUCUACCUCACCCCUGUUCCUAUGAUUGUUUACAUGAUUGGCUGUUCUUACAGUACUGAGGUCAUUUCCCAUACGUACUAUCACUUCAUGAAAGCUGAGGGGAUCAACCGAGCAGCGCGCAUGAAUACAGUCCUAAGUACUAUUUCUCAGGCGAUCUUCCACACAAUAUUUGGACAGUUCUUAGGUCUGCUUGUUCUUAUCGUUGAUGAGUCCUAUGUUUUUGUCACCGUGUUUCAGCUGACAAUCAUCACCACAGGUUCCUGUGUUAUUCACACAGUUCUAUGGUUACCAACCCUUCUGUCUUUGCUAGGCCCAGGUGAGGAGAAAAUACCCGAAGAGUCUCUUGACAUCUACAAAGUUGAAUUAGCAACUAUAUCAAAUGGCACUGCUAGCAGAAAUAAUUCAGCUGGUAUUGCAAAUCGUUCAUUUGUCAGGGAUAGUUAAAUUUAUCAAUGAGAAAUCUGUCAGACACCUGUAACUUUUGUGUAACAUAACUGCCAUGCUAUUUAAUAUAUAUACAUGCAAAUGUGGCUUUUUUAAACGUUUACCACUACUGUAGCCAAUCUGGGAGAGCAUCCAUUAAUGGAGAAGACGGCCAGUAUCAAGGUAAUGGACAUUUUUAUCACUCAGCGUGGGGCUAAAUGCUUCUAUAGUGAAAACUGGAUAGACUAUUUUGACAAUCGACCCCCUAGCUAUUGAUUGUAACCAAAAUAGCAUUCUACAUUACUUUUCAGGUUUGUUAAUUCAUAAAUUUGCAUGUACCGGUUUGGAAUGAGGUUAUGCGGUUCAUACUUGUAAAAUUUUAACUAAUAAGAUAUAAAUAUACAAUCUAUACAUAGAUUAAUAUAAUGCUAUAAUAGUUCUAGUGAUUGAAAUAUUAAUUGUAAAUAUGUAUAUACAUGUUAUGUAAAUGUAAUCAUGUUGAAAAUUGUUGAAUAAAUUAUAUUCUUUGCAAUA